AUGGCAACUGGCAGCCCCUUCAGCACACGCAAAGUGUGCGGUUACUUUUACAAACUCGUCCUAGACGAUCAGGAUGUGCCGAAGGAGCACGUUUUCUGUCGGUGCAACGUUGUACACACGCAAGUACCCAAGACUGACUGCAGUAACCACUUCAGCCACGUCCUCGAGCGCCACCCGGACUUCAUGGAGAUCAUGGUGGCCAGCGAAACCAACAACACAACCCUCGUCAGCUUCAUCGACCAAAAGUUACAGACUAUCCUCUGCCGGUUGAAGCGGAUUACUGGCAGCAAUCCGCCGUAUUCGUAG
Messenger RNA from Phytophthora nicotianae INRA-310, 306 nucleotides. RefSeq lists its product as hypothetical. The record is from RefSeq and is a predicted model, not a curated record. Lineage: Eukaryota; Oomycota; Peronosporomycetes; Peronosporales; Peronosporaceae. The coding region runs from base 1 to 306 and encodes 101 amino acids. The transcript has a single exon.